Salvia miltiorrhiza (redroot sage) is the source of this 1308-nucleotide messenger RNA. Its product is annotated as WAT1-related protein At1g43650-like. Gene Ontology annotation, cellular component: plasma membrane. The transcript has 6 exons. Bases 99 to 1145 code for a protein of 348 amino acids. The record is from RefSeq and is a predicted model, not a curated record. Gene Ontology annotation, molecular function: transmembrane transporter activity. NCBI's taxonomy places the organism in Eukaryota, Viridiplantae, Streptophyta, Magnoliopsida, Lamiales, Lamiaceae.
AUUAAUCGACACACAUUACACAAAAGGUAUAGUUGAUGAUCAAUACUAUAUAAACUGCAAAAAGAAAGAAAAAAGAGAGAAGCAAAAAUAGUAAAGGCAUGGAGGAAGGGAAGGCAUACAUUGCAGUGGUAGUGAUACAGUGCAGCUACGCAGGCAUGAUUGUGUUGUCAAAGGCAGCUAUGUCUGCAGGGAUGAAGCCUUCCAUCUUCGUCGCCUAUCGACAGGCAUUCGCCUUCUUCACCUUGCUCCCCUUCGCCUUCUUCUUCUUCACCAGCAAAGGGUCUCCUCCUCUUACACGGACUGGGUUAUGCAAGAUUUUCUUUGCUUCUACAUUUGGAUUGGCUCUGUGUUUCGAUCUGGAAUUUACAGGAUUCGAAUAUAUUUCGGCAACAUUUAGUACAGCUACUUUCAGCAUUGUUCCUGCUUUCGUCUUUGUCAUGGCCGUUUGUUUAAGGAUUGAAAGCUUAGACAUACACAAGUGGCAUGGAGUAGCUAAGGUAUUAGGAAGCAUAGUAAUCUUGUCCGGAGCGAUGGCCUUCACCUUUUACAAAGGCCACGCUCUCUACCACACUUCAACAUCACACCACCCCUUGGAAGAUAAGCCUCACUCAAAACACCAGUGGAUCACGGGCGCUUUCCUCGCCAUCGCUGGCCAACUCGUCUACGCUAUGUGGCUGACUAUGCAGGCUCCACUCCUCAAACAAUAUCCAGGAAAAUUCAGGCUCACCAUUCUGCAGUGUGGCUUCAGCUGCCUCUCAGCAACACUCUACGCUGCUGCGGUAGAAAGGCAUCCAUCCGCGUGGAAGCUUCGAUGGGAUAUUCAUCUCUUAUCGGUCGCCUAUUGUGGGGUAAUAGUGUCAGGGAUGAGUUAUUGGUUGCAAGCUUGGGUUAUAGAGAAAAAAGGUCCUGUUUUUACCGCCAUUUUCAACCCGUUGGCGCUCAUUAUUUCGGCCAUCUUAUCAGCUUUUUUCCUCAACGAAGCUCUUCAUUGGGGGAGUAUUUUGGGUUGUGGGCUGCUUGUGGCUGGGCUAUAUUGUUUCUUGUGGGGCAAAAAUCAAGAAGCUCGUAUUAAAGCUCAACAUAUUUUAGAUGAUGACCAUUCUCAGACUAGUGCGCCAAUUUCAUUCAAUGGAAAGAGCCCAUGAACAUUUUUUUUCAUUUUCUCUUAUUUAAUUUGUACUAGUAUAACACUACCACCUCGUGUGAUGCACGUGUGUCGUUAUAGUUACAUAAAAUAAUAAGUAAUAUUAAAUUGUACUCCCUCCGUCCCAUUAUCUUAGAAAUAAUUUCCUUUUUAGAUUGUUCCAA